CUCUCUUCUAAUCCAUGUCGCUUUAUUUAUCAUCGCAUUUAUUCGCGUGCCGCGAUGUGGAGGAUGAUGAAGUAAAAUUUCGCGACACUGGUCUAAAGUGGUGAGCAGCAGUGUCGCCCCUGGUGGUUGUUUGGCAAAAUCACAUUUGGCAUGCUCUGGUGGCCUGUGAUAAGGGAUAUAUUUUGCGUGGAUUUCACUGGAAGGAGUGUAAAUAUUUAUUGUUAAUUCACCGUAUUCUAAUAAUGACGAGGACAAGCAUAGAUCUGGGCGAUGUUACUCCACACAACAUCAAACAACUGAAGCGACUGAACAUGGUUGUUUUUCCCGUCUCGUACAAUGAUAAGUUCUACAUCGAUGUCCUGGAGGCUGGGGAGCUGGCAAAACUGGCGUACUACAAUGAUAUUGUCGUGGGGGCGGUGUGCUGUCGCGUGGACACGUCGGAGAACAUGCGUAGACUCUAUAUAAUGACUCUGGGCUGCCUCUAUCCGUACAGGAGACUAGGCAUUGGCUCAGUCAUGGUCAAUCAUAUUCUCAAGUAUGUGGAGAAUGACGGCAACUUCGACAGUAUAUUUCUUCACGUCCAAGUGAACAACGACGGUGCCAUAGAGUUCUACAAGAAGUUUGGCUUCGAGAUCGUGGAGACGAAAGAGCAAUACUACAAACGCAUCGAGCCGGCGGACGCUCACGUGCUCCAGAAGAGUCUCAAGAAGAAAUGCCCCAAUGACACCACGGCCAGAGUGUCCAAUAGCAAUGCCCACGUGAAUGGUAUCGACAAGAGCCACCACACUGGCAAGACGAAAGCAUAAGAAAAUCUCACUCCCAUCGCGUCAUUUUGAAAGCGAAAUCCGCGAGUCGCAAAGGUAAAUCAUUUUCUCUAUCUUUCACGCUCCCCAAUUCUCCACCCCCCGUCAUUUCACCCGGACAUAUGAAGACCAUCGUACUUUCGCAGCAUCCGUGCUUGGAGUUAGGAUUUUUGGAAAGUAAUAAAUUUUGUAAAUUUCAAUGGAUACCAAUCGAUGGUAGAUAUACUUGCUCCUCCCAAUCCCGUGUCUCUCUGGCCAGGAGAGCACGGGAACGAUGAAGACACCAAAAUUAGAAUACAAUGUAAUUGGAUUACAAAGGGUUCAUUUAAUCGUGAGGCCACCUUAUUGUUUUAUUUAUAGAGAAAGGAAAAAAAAUUAAUUGUAAGUGGAAUGAAAUGCAGUUUUAGCUUCUAAUUUUUUUGUUUGUUUUUUCAUCUUGAUUGACUCGGAAGAUCGCGGAAACUUUAUUUAGAAUUAACUUGAUUAAGCUCUGAAUAAGGCUGGCCCAGCGACUAAAUAACCACCGAUAUGGAGGCAUGAAGUGAUCGAGAUAUCAAGUGAAAUGAAAUCACAAUAGCAAAGAAAAUGUGUUUUAGGUUCUAUGAUGAAUGGAAGAGUAACAACGUAUUAACCAAUAUAAUCUUUAUUAUAUAUUAAAAUACCAUCGGAAAAA
Molecule: messenger RNA, 1476 nt
Organism: Phlebotomus argentipes
Lineage: Eukaryota; Metazoa; Arthropoda; Insecta; Diptera; Psychodidae
Gene: san
Product: probable N-acetyltransferase san
Exons: 3
Coding region: 243-806 (187 amino acids)
Biological process (GO): mitotic sister chromatid cohesion
Cellular component (GO): NatA complex
Molecular function (GO): acyltransferase activity, transferring groups other than amino-acyl groups
Source: RefSeq, a predicted model, not a curated record